AUUCCCGCCAGUAAUGUUACUUUACUCCGGGACGCCCCACUCCAUCGCCACUCGCUUUAAUCUUCAUCUUCAUUCUAUCAUUCAUUUCUUCAUUAAUUGGUGCAAUCCGCCCCGCGCCCACUAUUCGAGCUACUUUUUUUUUAUCAUUCUGGCCCCGUGGCACCAGCUUUCCACGGAUUUCGCACUCCAGUCCCCACCGCACAACGUCAUGAAUUUGCUGUUCCACUUCCAUUAUUUUUCGGACCGGAGUUCGAGAGUAGGGUUGGCAUCCCACGUUUUCGUCGUUUUGUUAGUGGCAACUGAACUCAAUCGUCUACAAGCCAAGGAUAAUGAAGUGUUGGCAAGAUUUAUAACAUUUAACUCUACAUCCGAUCGUAUCAGUAGAAAUUUUCUUUUACAGACUCGUAGUUCUACAGACGGAUCCAGCAGCCAUCGUAGAUUAGACGUUUCUAAAAGUCUACAGAGGUUCACAGUUAACAGGCCGACAAAGAAACAAAGGAAGUUCGUGAAAACGGAGAGCGCGUACAACUUUCAAAAAGGACUGUCCGUUUCCACAGAGGAAACCUUUCUGAAUCGGCUGCUACCGGCUAAAAAGACAGGGAACACAGGCAUUCGCGUCACGUGCUCUUUGCCGUAUUCAAAGGCAAACAAAAAGUGCAAAAUUGAAUUGUCUGACUCGACAGUCAGUAUUUCCGACUUAACUCACGAUGAUCGAGAAAUAAGGCAGAAAAUCGAAAAAAAUGAAACACUUAGUCCUCAAAUGGAAUUUGGACAAAGAAAUACACCCGGUAAAAUACCAAAAAUUACAAAAAAUAUCAAGAAUUUUGUACUAAAUGAUAAAGUUAUAAACAAACGCGAAAUUGUAGCUAAAGUCGAUGGCAAAACAAGAAAGUUUAUCGUCGUUUUUCCGAAUGUCGAAAUAUUAAUGGACGGUAUUAUUCAUGAUUAUCCAUUUCAGGAUUACGUGGACGAUCAUCAGCUCGGCACCUUCAAUCUGCAACUGGAAACGAACAUUUUUAAACAAGACGGUUCGAAUGAUUAUGAAAUAAAUAUCAAGGUAAUGGCCAUUAGAAAUCGUCGUCGAUUCGAUUCUAAAAGCGUUAUAAUAUUAAAAGCUACACAAGAACAAAACAAAAACAGCUCAGAAAUCGGACCUGGACCUAAGACAUCGCUUUUUCAAAUAGGUAAACCGAUUUUCAUUGAGACAGAAAUCGCUCCGAAUAUAAUCAACAGGAUUGAAAUUAAACAGGAGGAACUACACGACAGUACAAGCCUAGGAAAACAAAAAGUAUUAAAUGAAAAUGACAUGCAAAUAAAUAAAACAAUACUAACAGUAAUAUACAAUCUAACAUGGACCGUAGCACAACCAGAAGAAACUAUGCCCCCGUUCAUGUAUAUAAGGAAAACUCCUGUUGAUAAGAUUAUCCCGAUAAUAGAAAAGAGUGUCAUUGAUCAAGAGAAAACGUUCACUAACGUUCAAAGCGUCCCAGGUAGCGAUGUGAUAAAUGAUGAAAUGACAGAAAGUAACCUGAAGGAAACCCUCCAACCAGAAGAUCCCGAUGAGUUGAACAAAACGACUAACUUUGAAAUAGAUACUACAGGUCACAACGACAGUGCGCAGAUUAGACAUUGUCCGAAUUGUACAAUAUACACGAAUACGGGAUACAAAAAUUCAGCCGAGAAGAAGGCCCAAGCAAUGGACACUCCAGCGUCAAAACCAGAUUGGAUAAUAGGUCGAAAAAUCGCAAUUAGUGCAAUACCUCAGAAAACAGAUGGCGAAGAAGAUGGUGAAACUGGGAAAACAGUCCCUCAUUAUAAAACCUUCACAACCAAGAUAUACAAAUUUACACCGUCCGUAAUAAAGCAAGAAAAUUCGGCGGAAAUCGAAGAAGGCAAAACAAAAACCGAAAUUCCACUUUCUUUAUGUAAUGAAUGUCCGAAUGAGGAAAAGUACUGGAGCGCAAAGGUUUUAAAACAAACUUCACCCUUUCCGUACGGAGUCGGUACAGAUUUUUUGAAAAAUAAUACGUAUCCUGACGAUCAACCAGUUCGUUUUCUUACAACGAAACGUCUUCGGCCUUUUAUUUCCAUUAGAAUACCGAAAAGACCGGCUGCUAAGAAUGAACGACUUACAAGCACUAUUCAACCAAAAAACAGGAAAGCUUUAUACGCAAAAAAACUUGACCUAGUAAAGGCUACCAAAUUACCACAGAGUGCGUCUAUAAAAUUGAGAUUAACAACGAUAAAUCCCAACGAAUUUAUUUUUGUAGGAGCUAUGCCGCAUCACAGAAACCGUUCUAAAAUGGCAAAGUAUUCAUUAUGAGUUAUAUCUAUUCUAUGUAAAAUAAAUAAUUAUU
Molecule: messenger RNA, 2357 nt
Organism: Cimex lectularius (bed bug)
Lineage: Eukaryota; Metazoa; Arthropoda; Insecta; Hemiptera; Cimicidae
Exons: 2
Coding region: 14-2323 (769 amino acids)
Source: RefSeq, a predicted model, not a curated record